AUGGCUACCUCUAAGAAGAAGACUAGGAAGUUAAGAGGACAUGUAAGCCAUGGUCAUGGACGUAUUGGAAAGCACCGCAAGCAUCCUGGAGGUCGCGGUAACGCUGGUGGUGAACACCACCACAGAAUUAACAUGGACAAGUACCACCCUGGAUACUUUGGCAAGCUGGGUAUGAGAAAUUACCACUUAAGAAGAAACAAGGAAUUCUGCCCUGUGCUGAAUCUAGACAAACUAUGGACCCUUGUUUCUGAGCAAGCCAGGCUUAAAUAUGCCAAUGCUUCAGAUGGAAAAGUUCCAGUUAUUAAUAUUGUCAAAGCUGGUUACUACAAACUGCUUGGUAAGGGAAAGCUACCCAAACAGCCAGUCAUUGUCAAAGCCAAAUUCUUCUCCAAAACAGCUGAAAAGAAGAUUAAAGAAGUUGGUGGAGCAUGUGUACUGUCUGCA
Brenthis ino (lesser marbled fritillary) is the source of this 444-nucleotide messenger RNA. Lineage: Eukaryota; Metazoa; Arthropoda; Insecta; Lepidoptera; Nymphalidae. The record is from the annotation of a GenBank genome assembly.